UUUUGCCCGGGCAAGAUGGCGGUUUUCAGAGGUUGGUGGCGGCUGCUUGGCACUCGCCUUGGGCAGUUCAUCCACAGCGAGGCCUCCGCGGCGCCUUCUUCCGACGCUGUCGCCUCCCCCGCUUCUCUGUAUCCGCCUGUGGUGGCUUCGGUUACCGCCAAGAGUAAAGCAGCCAAACUCCGGCGCCGGGAGCUGUACUACCAGACGAUUCACAACGCGCCUACUGUCGAGGAGAAGUUGGGGAUCUACGGGAAGCGGCAGCGCCUCAAGUACGUGGUCUACCCGCAGACGUGGACCUUAAAUGCUGACCGCUGGUACCAACAUUUCACGAAGACCGUCUUUGUGCCAGGACUGCCCUCUUCGGUAGCAGUGGGGGAAGAAGCCCAGAAAGACAGUUUGGAUUUGGCCGAGCUGCGGUCCCUCGUGUGCGAAGUGCUCCUUCAGGAGUACUAUUUCCAGCGCAAGCAGCGCCCCAAACUCUUCCGCAUCAGCGAGCAGGGGCCCGCGCCUUUCAUUACCCAUCUGGUGCCGAAGCUUGCAGCCCGCCUGGCCUCUCUCAACCCAGUGCUUGGUUCCUCUUCCAACAUAGACUUUCAGCCAGAUGUAAAUUUCUACUGGUUGCGUGGGGAGACAGUAGUUCCCCGAGGACAUCGACGAGGCAGGAUUGACCCGUUCAGAUUUCAGAUUGAUGAUAAGCCACGCUGUCAGAUUCGUAUAAGAAGGCAACUUUCCGAGUUUGAGCCUCUUGAUUACCUGGGUCAUGGAGAUAUUCCUGUUAUCCAGCAUUUACCUGACAAACUUCCAUUGUUCAAACGACAAUAUCAGAACAAAAUAUUUAUAGGUUCUCAAAUAUCAGAUCCAUGCUGCUAUGGGCACACCCAGUUUCAUUUGCUUCCUGACAGGGUGAAAAGGGAAAGACUGAUAGGAUUGAAGCUCACUGAUCAGAUUGAAGUUCCAUAUCGAGCCAAUGCAAUUGCAAGUCUCUUUGCAUGGACUGGAGCACAAGCAAUGUACCAAGGAUUCUGGAGUGAGGACGAUGUGACUCGACCCUUUGUAUCACAGGCUGUAAUUUUUGAAGGAAGAUACUUUGCCUUCUUUUGUUACCAGCUAAACACCUUGGCUUUAACUGUUGAUGCUGACAGAAAUAACCCAAGAAGGAAUAUUUGUUGGGGGACUGAAAGUAAGCCCCUGUAUGAAGCAAUAGAAAAUAGUGAUGUGAAAGGUUUUAACGAUGAAGUUCUGGCACAGUUUGUUAAAUUUCUGUUAAACAGACCAAAGGAAUUAUGAUCUUAUUAUUCUGAAAAUACUGAAAUAAAAUCAAGUGUUAAAAUGCUACCUGGACUGUGAAAAGUGGAACUAUUGAGUUACAGUCUUACAUACAAUUAUUGGGAUAUACAGGAGUUGCACAGGAGUGUUGUCCAUGCUGUAUAAAUGAAAUUUUAAGGCCAGUAUCUUCUGUAUGUGGUGAGCUGUUUUAGAUGAUUUUCUUUUCUACGGGAUGACCUAAAUUCACAAUUGUUUGACAUAUAAUAAAGCUUAAUAUUCCAAUAAUGUA
This is a messenger RNA of Candoia aspera, 1555 nucleotides long. It is a transcript of the gene MRPS30, whose product is annotated as mitochondrial ribosomal protein S30. Lineage: Eukaryota; Metazoa; Chordata; Lepidosauria; Squamata; Candoiidae. The transcript is spliced from 5 exons. Gene Ontology annotation, molecular function: structural constituent of ribosome. The record is from RefSeq and is a predicted model, not a curated record. Gene Ontology annotation, biological process: translation. Bases 16 to 1287 code for a protein of 423 amino acids. Gene Ontology annotation, cellular component: mitochondrial large ribosomal subunit; ribosome; mitochondrion.